AUGUCUGUUCUACUCUCAAACCUGCGUUUAUUUCCACGUUAUUCGACGUCUAUUUAUACUUCACGACCAAAUGCUGCGAUUAGAGCAGCUUCAUCCAACAUAAAUCUACCUCGAGACGCUGCCCGGCCCAGUCAAACCUAUUGGCGACCAGCUGCUCUAAUUGUUGGUCUCGUUGGAGUAGUUGCAUUACUGCGAAUGUCACGAAAAGAGGAACAACUUAUUCAACAUGCUCGUGAUAAAGAUCCUCAUCAAGAAACCAAAACCUCAAAAUAA
This is a messenger RNA of Adineta ricciae, 273 nucleotides long. NCBI's taxonomy places the organism in Eukaryota, Metazoa, Rotifera, Eurotatoria, Adinetida, Adinetidae. The record is from the annotation of a GenBank genome assembly.